AUGGUCCAACCAACACGACCGCCGGCCAACGGCUUCGUCGCCUUUUGCCGCAAGAUAUACAACCCCAUCGGCUUCUCCAAGGGCUACAACUUCAUCCUCUUCUUCAUCUUUGGCGGCGCCCUCAUGGGCUUCAGCCUCGCCCGCAUGCCCUACCUCGACUACUGGGGCACCUUCCAGCGGGGCAAGCGCAGCGAAAAGUACUACUUUGAGGGCGGCCACGUGCAGGUCGGCAUGAUGCUGCACCUCUUCACCAUCAUCCCGGCCUCGUUCCUGGCGUGCUUCCAGUUCGUCCCGGCCAUCCGCCACCGGGCGAUCCUGGUGCACCGCGUCAACGGCUACGUCGUCGUGCUGCUGUCCCUGGCCUCGACGGUGGGCGCCCUGAUGAUCGCGCGCAGGGCGGCCGGCGGCACCGUCGACACGCAGACGGCGACGGGCUUCCUGGCCGUCGUCUUCGUCGGCGCCCUCGCCAUGUCCUACUACAACGUCAAGCGCCUGCAGAUCGAGCAGCACCGCGCCUGGAUGCUGCGCGCCUGGGCCUACGCCGGCGCCAUCGUCACCAUGCGCCUCAUCUUCGUCGUCAUGAUCUUUGUCAACAGCGCCAGGGGCUACUCGACCGUGCGGGAGUGCAGCCAGGUCGACUACGAGAUGGAGGGCGACCGCGACAGGGUGCUCCGUCUGUUUCCCGGGUGCGAGGGCUUCUACUCCGGAGAGGACGAGCACGCCGUUGUCAUUGUGGAUGCGAACAUGGGUGGCAAUGCCGCGACCGUCGGCAGCGCCCUGGUGCUCAGCUUUGGGGCCGCGCUGUGGCUGGCUACUGCGAUCCACAUGAUUGGCGUCGAGAUAUACCUUAUGCUCACACCGGCCGAACACGAACGGUUGCGCAACGUCUCUUAUCAGCGACAACUAGAGGCCGGUAUGAAGAACCCUGGCCGGGCUGGGCUGACGGUUGACAGGUUUGGGGACGCAGAAAAGUGGAUUCCUGAGUCUCAGCGCAAGUUCGUUGGUCAACAGAGCGUAGAGAAUGAUUCUGAUGCGGCCCUGAAUGAACGAUGA
Pyricularia oryzae 70-15 is the source of this 1053-nucleotide messenger RNA. RefSeq lists its product as uncharacterized. The record is from RefSeq and is a predicted model, not a curated record. The transcript has 2 exons. NCBI's taxonomy places the organism in Eukaryota, Fungi, Ascomycota, Sordariomycetes, Magnaporthales, Pyriculariaceae. The coding region runs from base 1 to 1053 and encodes 350 amino acids.